This is a messenger RNA of Phragmites australis (common reed), 2665 nucleotides long. Its product is annotated as wall-associated receptor kinase 3-like. The transcript is spliced from 4 exons. The record is from RefSeq and is a predicted model, not a curated record. Bases 104 to 2389 code for a protein of 761 amino acids. NCBI's taxonomy places the organism in Eukaryota, Viridiplantae, Streptophyta, Magnoliopsida, Poales, Poaceae. Gene Ontology annotation, biological process: cell surface receptor signaling pathway; protein phosphorylation. Gene Ontology annotation, cellular component: plasma membrane. Gene Ontology annotation, molecular function: calcium ion binding; polysaccharide binding; ATP binding.
UUCAGAAUUUGGAAUCUACGCAUUUAUAAAGGAAACACACGAGUGCUCUCUUUGCCAGCCGCUCCCCUUCUCAGAAACCAAACCAUACAUACACGGUGCAUGCAUGGAUUGGUCAUUACCCGCAGGUAAGAAGUUGCUGCUGCUGGUUGUGGCGGCCACCCAGAUCUUGCAGCACAAGACUGCAACCGGUGGGGUUGGUGCUGGGAGCAGCAGCCUGGCAAAGCCCGGCUGCCCCGACAAGUGCGGCAACGUCAGCAUCCCCUACCCGUUUGGAAUUGGAACUAGGGAAGGUUGCUUCCGGAGUGGCUUCAAUGUCACAUGCGACGAAGAUCAAGCGGCGUAUCUCGGGUCGAACAAGACCUUUAAGGUAUUCGAAAUCAACCUGUCCCAGGGCGAGGCUCGCGUUCAGAAGCACAUAAGAGCAAGCUGCAGCGAAGACACCGAGGACACCGGCCUGGCCUUGCAUGGGCGACACGGCAGAUUCAGAUAUGGCCAUUCUUUCACAGUUUCUAACACUAAGAACAAAUUCACGGCAAUCGGGUGUGCUACCAUUGCAGUCAUCCAUGGCGAGAACAAAUUUGAAUAUACCAGCAUAUGUGGAUCGUUCUGCAAUGACGAGCACAGCAUCGAAAAUAGCACACAGUGCACUGGCAUGGGUUGCUGUCAGACUUCCAUCCCAGCUAAUCUUAAAGUUUUCUCGAUCUCAUUCUUAACAGUAAACGGUGUGGACUACUCUGCUGUCCAGAAUUUCAGUCCAUGCAGCUACGCUUUCGUUACCGAGGAGGACCGGUUCAAAUUCAAUGCUUCGUAUGCCAAAUCAACAGAAUUUCUAAAACUGUAUGGUGGGUUUGAGCCUGGCCGUGGGGUUCCUAUGGUGCUCGACUGGGUCGUUGGCAAUGAAACUUGCGUGGAAGCCGAGACGAAAUCAACAUAUGCAUGCCGCGCCGAGAAGAGCGUCUGCAUCAAUGUGCCCAAUGGCUUGGGGUAUCGAUGCAACUGCUCUCCAGGUUAUGAGGGAAACCCCUACCUAGACCGAGGGUGCCAAGAUAUCAAUGAGUGUGAUUCUUCAUCAGUGUAUUCAUGCAAUGGUGAAUGCAUCAACACCAUUGGGAGCUACAAUUGUUCAUGCCCAUCAGGAACUCAGAGCAAGGAUCCCAAGAGCACACCCUGCAGUCCAAUAGUUCCUGGCUCCAACCAGCCUCAAGUGAAGGUGGUCAUAGGUACUUCCAUUAGCUUAGUCUUCCUCAUCUUUUGUAUCUUUGCUACAAUGAUCAAGUGUCAAAAAAAGAAGCUGGCAAAAGAGAAGAAGAAGUUCUUCAAACAGAAUGGUGGUCAGAUAUUAUAUCAGCAAAUACUCUCUAAACAAGUUGAUACAAUGAUAAUAUUCACCGUAGAAGAUUUGAAGAAGGCAACAAACAAUUUCGAUAAGAGCAGAGAACUGGGCACAGGGGGGCAGGGCACUGUCUACAAGGGCAUUCUAAGGGAUAACAAGGUGGUUGCUGUGAAGCGCUCAAAGAUCGUGAAUGUGGUACAUACCAAAGAAUUUGUGCAAGAGAUUAUUAUACUUUCACAGAUCAACCACAGGAACGUAGUCAGGCUUCUAGGCUGCUGCUUAGAAGUGGAAGUGCCCAUAUUAGUGUAUGAAUUCAUCCCAAAUGGCACUCUCUUUCACUUGAUCCAUGGUGACCACAACAAACAACCUGUUUCGCUGGAAGUUCGUCUCCGUAUCGCCCAGGAAUCUGCCGAAGCAUUGGCGUAUAUGCAUCUCUCCAUCAAUCAGCCCAUAGUACAUGGAGAUGUGAAGUCUCUAAACAUUCUCCUAGAUGAAAAUUACAUGGCGAAGGUGACCGACUUCGGGUCAUCAAAGAUUCUUCCCAAGGACGCAGUUCAACUAAUGACAAUGGUGCAGGGAACUUUGGGUUAUCUAGACCCUGAGUACUUGCAAGAGCGAAAAUUGACAGAGAAAAGCGAUGUUUAUAGCUUCGGAGUUGUACUUCUAGAGCUUAUCACAAGGAAGACAGCGAUAUACUCCGAGGGACAUGAGGAAGAUAAAAGACUUGCAUCAUCCUUCCUACAAGCAAUGAAGGAGAACAGACUUGAAAGUCUCUUGGACACUAGCAUAAUGGCUAUGGGAAUGGGGGAACUGUUCCAAGAAGUUGCUGAGCUAGUUAGCAUGUGCUUGAGUUUCAAAGGGGAGGAGAGGCCUUCCAUGACCCAAGUGGUUGACAAGCUAAAAGCUAUACGAAGUACCUGGAAAGAGGUUCUUAUGUUGAAGCACGAAGAAACUAAAUAUCUAGCUGAGAGGCCAUGCAUGGCUUCGACAUUUAGCAUCUCGCCUAGCAUGUACUGGACGGCGCGAAUGAUGGGGGUGGAUAUCGAAACACCAUAGGUAGACCAUGACGGCACUACCAACAUGAGAUAUGAAUAUUAGAUGAUAGGUCUCCAGUUGUAUACAUAUAGUUGUCGUGCAUGUAGUCUAGCAACCAAACAAUCUCACUUGAUCACACCUAGUCUUGGCAUGUAGGUGUCAUGCAAUCACGUUAUUGUAGCUCAUCAGUGGUACGGUGUAUAGCUUACACGAUUAAUUAUUUUCUCCUUAUUGUUGUUGAGAUCUUAGUAUAUUUUUCCUGAUCAAAGGAUUAUAAAAGCUUAUUUUCUUCUCUAA